This is a messenger RNA of Xyrauchen texanus (razorback sucker), 5342 nucleotides long. RefSeq names its product leucine-rich repeats and immunoglobulin-like domains protein 3. Gene Ontology annotation, molecular function: protein binding. The record is from RefSeq and is a predicted model, not a curated record. The transcript is spliced from 19 exons. NCBI's taxonomy places the organism in Eukaryota, Metazoa, Chordata, Actinopteri, Cypriniformes, Catostomidae. Bases 204 to 3440 code for a protein of 1078 amino acids.
UUCCAGCGCGAUGGAAAAAAAGUUGGUGAAAGUUUGUCGCUGAUGGAGCGGGCGGUGAGGCGCUAAUAUCUGCUCGAUUAUACACGAUAUUACACACGAAAAGGAGAUUUAUUUCACACGGACUCGCCACGAACUCCGUUUUCUUUCAUUGUCGAUCGGAAUUUGAACUUUUAAGGCUUGAUUGUGUGAAUCGGACGGUUAAAAUGCCGCAGCCCGUGUGCGCUGUGGUCCUCGCGCUGCUGUUAUUUCUCUGCUCGGGGUUGAAAGUGGUUCGCGGAGACUCGGAUGUUUCGGAACCAGAACCCUGUCCGUCUGUGUGCUCGUGUGUCGGGUCUGUAGUGGACUGUAGUCGAUUGAAACACGGCAGGAGUGUGGAGCGGCUCCCCGCGUGGAUCACACAUCUGGAUCUGAGUCAUAACAAGUUACGCACAUUUCCUGAAGCGCUGACCGGCGGUCUGCAGUACCUCAGUGAAGUAAAACUGAAUAAUAAUGAGUUUGAGGUGAUGCCAUAUUUGGGGCCAAACGCAGGAAACCUGAGCAGUCUCGUUCUAGCUAACAACAAAAUCUCGAGGAUAUCGUCAGAGCAGCUCAGUUCGUUGAUUGCCUUGGAAACGCUGGACCUUAGCAACAAUAAUAUUAUGGAAGUGCGCGCUGGAGCUUUUCCUCCUCUACCUCUGAAGAACCUAUUCAUGAAUAAUAACCGUAUUUCCACGCUGGAGCACGGCUGCUUCAGUAAUCUGUCCAGCUCGUUACUGGUGUUGAAACUCAACAAAAACCGUCUGAACUCCAUCCCCGCCAAAAUCUUCCAGCUCCCUCACCUGCAGCACCUGGAGCUGAGCAGGAACCGCGUGAGGCGUAUCGAGGGUUUGACGUUUCACGGGCUGCAUGGCCUGCGCUCUCUGAAGAUCCAGAGGAACGGCAUCACGCGACUGAUGGACGGAGCGUUCUGGGGUCUCAGUAACAUGGAGCUCCUGCAGUUGGAGUAUAAUAACCUGACGGAGGUGAGUAAGGGAUGGCUGUACGGUCUCCUCAUGCUGCAGCAGCUGCAUCUGUCACACAACACCAUCAGUCGCAUUAAACCCGAUGCAUGGGAGUUCUGCCAGAAGCUCGCUGAGCUUGAUGUGAGCUGGAACCGUUUGACUCGUCUGGACGAGGGCAGUUUCGUUGGACUUAGUGUCCUCGAGCAGCUUCACAGCGGAAACAACCACAUCAGUUUCAUCGCUGACGGCGCAUUCAGAGGCCUGAGCAACCUACAGACACUAGAUCUCAAGUAUAAUGAAAUCUCGUGGACGAUUGAGGACAUGAACGGCCCUUUCUCUGCUCUGGACAACCUGAGGAAACUGUUCCUGCAAGGCAAUCGGAUUCGAUCGGUCACCAGGAAGUCCUUCACAGGUCUGGAGACGUUGGAGCAGCUGGAUUUGAGUAACAACGCCAUCAUGUCAGUGCAGUCCAACGCUUUCUCACAGAUGAAGAAACUCUUGGAGCUGCACCUGAACACGUCCAGUCUGCUGUGUGACUGCCAGCUCAAGUGGUUUUCUCCGUGGGUGGCAGAACAUGCGUUUGUGCCUCUGGUGAACGCCAGCUGUGCUCAUCCACAUCUGCUGAUGGGGAAAAGCGUUUUUACCGUCGCUCAGGACGAGUUUGUGUGCGAUGAUUUCCCCAAACCUCAAAUCACCGUUCAGCCCGAGACACAAUCCGCAAUCAAAGGCACAAACGUGACGUUUGUUUGUUCGGCUGCGAGCUCCAGCGACUCUCCGAUGACCUUCGCCUGGAAGAAAGACAACGAGGUGUUGAACGAUGCAGAGAUUCACAAUCAGGCUCACCUGAGGUCACAGACGGGAGAGGUCAGCGAGGUCACGGAAUACACCACCACCCUGCAGCUCCGUAACGUGGAGUUCACCAGUGAGGGCAAAUACCAGUGCGUCAUCUCCAAUCACUUCGGAUCAUCCUACUCCACCAAAGCCAAACUCACCGUCAAUAUGCUGCCGUACUUUACAAAAAUGCCGAUGGAUCUGACAACCCGCGCGGGAGCAAUGGCGCGACUGGAGUGUGCCGCGAGUGGACAUCCAUCGCCUCAGAUCGCUUGGCAGAAAGACGGCGGAACGGAUUUCCCAGCGGCUCGUGAGCGACGGAUGCAUGUCAUGCCGAAAGACGACGUGUUUUUCAUUGUAGACGUUAAAACGGAGGACAUCGGCGUGUACAGCUGUACGGCUGAAAACACAGCCGGGGCAAUAUCCGCUAAUGCUACGCUAACUGUGUUAGAAACUCCAUCUUUCUUGCGUCCGCUGAUGGACCGUACGGUAGUCAAAGGUGAGACGGCGGUGUUGCAGUGUAUCGCGGGUGGCAGUCCUCCUCCACGACUCAACUGGACUAAAGACGAUCACCCGCUCGUCGUCACGGAGCGACACUUUUUCGCUGCAGGAAACCAGCUGCUCAUCGUCGUAGACGUCACAGAGGGAGACGCCGGGACGUACACGUGCGAGAUGUCCAACCCACUGGGCACAGAACGCGGGAACGUCCGUCUGGCCAUCCUGCCCAAUCCCAACUGUGACUCGAGUCCGGCGGGGGGCGGAGCUCUGGGGUCACGCUUAGGCGAAGACGACGACUGGACGACAGUGGGCAUCGUGAUCAUUGCUGUGGUGUGUUGUGUGGUGGGCACGUCUCUCGUGUGGGUCGUCAUCAUAUAUCACACACGCAGACGCAACGAAAACUGCAGCGUCACCAACACAGAUGAGACGAAUCUUCCAGGGGACAUCCCGAGCUACCUCUCGUCUCAGGGCACACUAGCCGAGCGUCAGGAUGUUUAUAUCUCCUCAGAGAGCGGCAGCAGUCAUCAGUAUAUCGGCUCAUCUAUAGGAGGAUUUUACAUGCCGCCUAAAGACAGUCUCUGUCAUCUGGAAACAGGAAGUGAGGUGGACAUGGAGGCGUCAAUUGACCCUCUGUUGUGUCAUUAUCAAGGGCCGGUGGGAUCUCUGCUGAGACGAGGAAACCGCUACAGUCCAGAUUUUACGGAUAUAUAUGCAGCCUGUCCAUCAGAGCAGCGCUUCCUGUGCAGAGACUCCUACAGCACUUCCUCCAGGACGAGAGAUCUGUAUGGCUGCACCAGCGAGCCGUUUGAUCACAUGAUGCAGCUGCCCGCCGCUGGACUUCACCAGCAGACAGACACUUCCUGUCCUGAGGACUGUGAGCGGGGAGAGUGCGUGCUGUCCGGAGGCUCGUCUGGCUCUUAUAUGGGGACGUUUGGAAAAGCGCAGUGGAGGCCGCAGCAGGAGAGGAGCUCUCAUAACGAGAAUCCAUACACUGACCUCCAUACCGACUCAGACCUCGGAGACGAGCACACGGGCCGUGUUACAGCAGACCCGGAUGCUAGUGUGUAUGAACAGCCCUUCGAUAACAGCAGGACUAUAGAGAGCUUUUAUGCAUCGCAGCCGGUGUCUUAACGCCACAUGGGCACAGUCAUGUGACUUGACAAUUCAACACGAGAGAAACCAAAAACUCAAUAAUUGUUCUACCUCAGAAAGGAGCUUCGCCUGAAUGUAAACAGAGACACACGGGGAAUCACAAGAGACUGAUCGAGAGAAACAUUUGUACAUUUUAUGCAGAAUUAUUAUAUUUUGUAAAAUUAAAAGUGUAAAUAUUAUUUUUGCUACUAUAUUUCCUUAAAGGAAUAUUCUGUAUUCAAUACGAGUUGAGCUCAAUCGACAGCGUUUGUGUCAUAAUGUUGAUCAUUAACACACAAAUUAAUUUCGACUCGUUCCUCGUUUUCUUUAAAUGUGUUCCAGUGUGACACUUCCAAUGCAAGUCAAUGGGGUUUAAUCUGUCAACAUUAAAAUACUGUUUCACAAGUAUAGAGACAAGACAUAAACAAUAUGUGUGUGAACAUGAUUUUACUGUCAUUAAAUCACUCACUGACCAGAUCUGUGUGAAGAUAUAGACAAUUUAUAACUCCGUUGCCAUGACGACGCAACACUGUAAAUCCUCAAACGACUGAAAAAAUGACAAUUUAAGCAACUUUACAUCAAAUAAUACACACGAGUUUAACAGAAGAAUUAAUGUGAGUGCUUUUAUAAAAUUAUUAGCGUCACUUUAUUUUAAUGUAAACCUCCAAAAAUUGACCCCAUUGACUUCAAUUGUAAGUGUCUCACUGCAGUGGAGUGGCCAUUUUUUUUAAAUUGGAGAUAAUUCUUUGACUUCCAAUAUUUAUUUAUAAACUAGUAUAAUAAAUGCAUAAUCUCGGGGGUCUGUGUAUCUCAGUGAGUAUUGACGCUGACUAUCACACCUGCAGUCGUGAAUUUGAAUCCAGGGCGUGCUGAGUGACUCCAGUCAGGUCUCCUUAGCAACCAAAUUGGCCCAGUUGCUAGGGAGGGUAGAGUCACAUGGGGUAACCAAAUUGGCCCGGUUGCUAGGGAGGGUAGAGUCACAUGGGGUAACCAAUUUGGCCCAGUUGCUAGGGAGGGUAGAGUCACAUGGGGUAACCAAUUUGGCCCAGUUGCUAGGGAGGGUAGAGUCACAUGGGGUAACCAAAUUGGCCCGGUUGCUAGGGAGGGUAGAGUCACAUGGGGUAACCAAAUUGGCCCGGUUGCUAGGGAGGGUAGAGUCACAUGGGGUAACCAAAUUGGCCCGGUUGCUAGGGAGGGUAGAGUCACAUGGGGUAACCAAAUUGGCCCGGUUGCUAGGGAGGGUAGAGUCACAUGGGGUAACCAAAUUGGCCUGGUUGCUAGGGAGGGUAGAGUCACAUGGGGUAACCAAAUUGGCCCGGUUGCUAGGGAGGGUAGAGUCACAUGGGGUAACCAAAUUGGCCCGGUUGCUAGGGAGGGUAGAGUCACAUGGGGUAACCAAAUUGGCCCGGUUGCUAGGGAGGGUAGAGUCACAUGGGGUAACCAAAUUGGCCCGGUUGCUAGGGAGGGUAGAGUCACAUGGGGUAACCAAAUUGGCCCGGUUGCUAGGGAGGGUAGAGUCACAUAGGGUAACCAAUUUGGCCCGUUGCUAGGGAGGCUUUGCCUCAUUGUAACAGAUUUUUCAUUUUCAUUUUUUUUAUAGAAGUGGGACGAGUGUAAAUGAAUAGUUUGUGUUAAUAAUCAACAUUAUGACACAUAUGCCGUCGGUUGAGCUGAACUCAUAUUGAACCCGGAAUAUUCCGUUAAAGCAUACGCCUAUUGUGUGCAGAACCAAUAUAUGACUUUAUGUACAAACAUACAAGCUCAUCCGUUUACGAAGAGUCUAAACAUGUCUGUUGCCGUGGGGUUGACAUGGACACGGUUUAUAAUGUUUAUUCAGCUUCAUGCUUUUGCCUUUUUGCAUUGAAUAAAGCAUCUGCACAAUAAACACUCCCGUGAGCUGCU